Papilio polytes (common Mormon) is the source of this 424-nucleotide messenger RNA. Its product is annotated as probable 5-hydroxyisourate hydrolase R09H10.3. Gene Ontology annotation, biological process: purine nucleobase metabolic process. The transcript has 2 exons. Lineage: Eukaryota; Metazoa; Arthropoda; Insecta; Lepidoptera; Papilionidae. Gene Ontology annotation, molecular function: hydroxyisourate hydrolase activity. The record is from RefSeq and is a predicted model, not a curated record. Bases 35 to 376 code for a protein of 113 amino acids.
AACAUCGGCAUUCUCAAUAAUAUCUGUCGACGCAAUGUCCCGGCCGGUGCUCUCCACCCACGUGCUCGAUACAUCCAGUGGGAGCCCAGCGGUGGGCUUGUUCGUGGACUUGUACAAGAAACGCGACGAGUCAUGGACUCUGUGGCACAGUACAACGACAUCUGGUGACGGCCGGGUGCAGUUUCCUUUCUCGCAGGAUUCAAUGGCAGCGGGCAUAUACAAACUGAACUUCAAAGUGGAGGAUUAUUUUAAAAAGAACGAUAAAGCAACAUUAUAUCCUUUUGUUGAGAUCGUGUUUACGGUGAGUGAGGGCGCGCACUACCACAUCCCCCUGCUGCUCAGCCCCUACGGCUACACCACCUACCGCGGCAGCUGAUCACUAAAACACCUAAACUUCUCAUAUUAAAAUUAUAUAUUUACAUUA